Messenger RNA from Penicillium atrosanguineum, 1716 nucleotides. RefSeq lists its product as uncharacterized. NCBI's taxonomy places the organism in Eukaryota, Fungi, Ascomycota, Eurotiomycetes, Eurotiales, Aspergillaceae. The transcript has 5 exons. Gene Ontology annotation, biological process: DNA-templated transcription; regulation of DNA-templated transcription. Gene Ontology annotation, molecular function: zinc ion binding; DNA-binding transcription factor activity, RNA polymerase II-specific; DNA binding. The annotation marks the transcript as partial. The record is from RefSeq and is a predicted model, not a curated record.
AUGUCCACGACAGUUCAUGAAGACGAUUCGAAAUUGCAACGCGCGCUCUCAUGUGUAUCAUGUCAGCGGCGGAAAAUCAAAUGCGAUCGCGAUCUCCCUUGUGCCAAUUGCAUCACAUCUAGCAUUCAGUGUGUCCCUGCAACCGUCACCCAACGGCGGAGACGAAGGCUUCCAGAACGAGUCCUUCUAGAGCGACUGCGACAUUAUGAGGGAAUCCUGAGGCAGAACAGGAUCGAAUUUGAGCCGCUGCAUCCCGUAGCUUCAAAUCAUGCCUCCGAACAAGGCAAAGACUUGGCCGAGACAAGUUAUGCCAGUCCUAAAGAGUCAGCAGAGAGACAGACAUCAGAGACAGUAAACCUAUGGCACGCUAUCAGUAAAGUAACACUGGACACCGAGCAUGAUGGAGAUCAUCACAGCAGUCCUCCUAACGCAUGGGACCAUAAUGGCCAGAAACAAAGUGAGGGCAAUGAUGACCACUUGUUUUUUGACCCGAGGCCGAACGUCGAGAUCUCGACCUUGCACCCAGAUCAGGCACAAAUUUUCUGUCUCUGGCAGAUUUACCUCGAUAAUGUCAAUCCAUUGCUCAAGGUCACACAUACUCCAACUCUCCAGCGCCGUAUCAUAGAUGCUGUUGUCGACUUGACAAAUGUCAAUCCAACUUUGGAAGCCCUGAUGUUCAGCAUAUAUUGUGCCGCUAUGAUGAGCCUCGAAGAGGCCACUUGCCAAUCCACAUUCGGAUCGCCCAAAAAAGACCUUCUGGCAGGCUACCAGUUCGCAUGUCAGCAAGGGCUCGCGAAAUGUAGGGUUUGGCAGUGUACUGACCUUGACGGUCUUACCGCAUGGUUUCUGUAUCUGAUCUCGGUCCGGCCCCAAUCCGACCCUCGAUCACUUUCCUCCACUCUGGCGGCUGUUACCCGCCUGGCACAACGCAUGGGAUUGCACAGCGAGUCAGAUAACACCCGAUACUCCCCGCUCGAAGCAGACUUCCGCCGGCGAUUAUGGUGGGCUUUGAUCGUGUUCGACCAUCGCAUUAGCGAAAUGUCUGAUUACAAAACCAGUCUAUUGAUUCCUACAUGGGACUGUCAGCCUCCUUCAAACCUGAACGACUCGGAACUACGUCCCGAGAUGAAGAUGAUGCCGAAGGUUUAUGAAAGGCCUACGGAAGCCAUCUUUGCCGUUUUGCGUAGCCAACUUGCCGAUUUCACUCGUCACAGUGCCUUCCACCUCGAUUUUAUCAAUCCAUCCUUGAAAGCCAUGGCCCGCGCCAAGGCACAUAAUACAUCUAUAGCAAUGUCAUCAGUGCCGCAAACGAAUACACAGCGAAACGAGGCUGCUUCUUACGCGCUGAACAUGCUAGAAUGCGAUACCAAAUUGUGCACUCACCCUCACAUCAAAGGAUAUAUGUGGCUUGUGAAUACCUACGUCCCAGCCCUGGCCACAAUCCAUUUAGUCAACGAUUUGACAAAGCGACCGGCUGCGAGCCACGCGGACAGGGCUUGGGAGGUUAUGAGCGACAACUACGAAGCGCGUACUGCGGCCUCAAAGCCCGACGGACAGAGUGUUUUUGUCGUCUUUGCGCGAGCUGUUCUCCAGGCCUGGGCGGCGAGGGAGGCUGUCCUGCAACGCCAGAACAAGCCUCUCAACCCACCAAAUAUGGUAGUGGAUAUAGACCAUUUCUGGUCCACGAUGGACUGGCGACAGAUGCACCUUCAGGGG